Messenger RNA from Macadamia integrifolia, 1596 nucleotides. Its product is annotated as gamma-glutamyl hydrolase 2-like. The transcript has 10 exons. Gene Ontology annotation, biological process: tetrahydrofolylpolyglutamate metabolic process. NCBI's taxonomy places the organism in Eukaryota, Viridiplantae, Streptophyta, Magnoliopsida, Proteales, Proteaceae. The record is from RefSeq and is a predicted model, not a curated record. Bases 217 to 1368 code for a protein of 383 amino acids. Gene Ontology annotation, cellular component: vacuole. Gene Ontology annotation, molecular function: gamma-glutamyl-peptidase activity.
AUAAGGCAUUUCACUCUCAUAAUCUCAUUUGGUUCAGUGCCGAACUCUGAUCUGAAUUCUGACCUUUCUUUGUGGUUUUGCAAAAUCCAGAAGGGGAAUUAGCUUUCGCUGAUCAUCUCUGGUCUUCUCCGAUUCCCGCGCUCUCUCUCUCUCUCUCUAACCCUAAUUGCAGUAGUAAUUUACUUGCUCACACUUGAGAUAUUCUGCUUUCAGAAAAUGGAUUUGCACUCUCGACUUUUAUGUAACUCUACCUCCGAUUGCGCAGAUAAUCGCUGUGAAAUGCCUAAAGACAACGAUUCUGCAUCUACUUCGACAUCAUCUUCUUUAUACUCUUCACGUUAUGCAGAGAUAUUGAAUUGUUUAUGGAUUCCUCUUCUGAUUUCUUUCUCGAAAGAGCUGAAUUGUGCCAAGGCUCAGACAAUUCUUCUCCCUGGACGGUCUAGACUUGAUUCCUCGCGCUCUUUUAGCUGUUCGUCGCCUGAUCCGACACUGUAUUUUAGGCCGGUGAUCGGAAUUUUGAGCCAUCCUGGUGAUGGCGCUUCUGGAAGGCUUAAUAAUGAUUCAAAUGCUUCGUAUAUUGCUGCUUCGUAUGUGAAGUUUGUAGAAUCUGCUGGUGCUCGUGUUAUUCCUCUCAUCUAUAAUGAACCACGGGAAGUCCUCUUCGAAAAGCUCAAUCUGGUCAAUGGAGUGCUCUUUACUGGAGGAUGGGCCAAAAGUGGUUUGUACUAUGAGAUUGUACAGGAAAUUUUUGAGAAAAUUUUAGAGAAGAAUGACUUGGGAGACCAUUUUCCUUUGGUCGCAACUUGCUUAGGAUUUGAACUUCUAAACAUGAUCAUCAGCAAGGAUGUUAAUUUUCUUGAAAGGUUUAAUGCACAAAAUCAGCCAUCAACUCUUCAAUUCACGCAAAACAUAAAAAUUGAAGGCACGGUGUUUCAAAGAUUUCCUCCAGAUUUACUUAAAAAGUUGACUACAGAUUGUAUUGUCAUGCAAAACCAUCAAUAUGGUGUAUCACCUGAAAAGCUUCAAAAGAAUCCUUCUCUAUCCAGUUUUUUCAAAAUCUUGACAACCAGCGCAGAUGAAGAUGGUAAGGUCUACGUGUCAACUGUUCAAGCACGGAACUAUCCUGUGACUGGCUUCCAGUGGCAUCCAGAGAAAAAUGCUUUUGAAUGGGGCUCGUCAGUGAUUCCCCACACAGAAGAUGCAGUUCAAGUGACUCAACAUGUUGCCAACUAUUUUAUCAGUGAAGCAAGAAAGUCCUUAAACAGGCCACCUGUGCGAAAGGUGCUUGACAACCUUAUUUACAAUUACAGACCCAGUUAUUGUGGAAAGGCUGGGAGGGGAUUUGAUGAGGUUUAUAUUUUCUCUUAAUCUUGGACCCCCCGAGUAUGUUGUUCUGUUACCUAUGGAUUUGGCGACCCCCUUUAGUUGGGAAUCGGCUGCGUUGUUGAUGUUGUUGUAGUAGUAGUCUGAAUGUAAAAUUGCCUUGGAGAUGGACUGUUGGACUGUGGAUAGCUUAACCUUUAUUAAUUGAGGACUAAUGCUAGUAAAACUGUAUUAACUCUUCCACUUCUACAAACCUAGCUUUCAUGGAACCCA